AUGGCGAAGCCAGCCACUUACACUGGCAUCCGAAAGUUUGCUUUGGAAGCUUAUGAGCAAUCGAGGAAGGAAGCCAAUGCAGUCGGCAAUGACCCCGAUGCCAAAAACGAGGAUGAUACGCCACGCUCAAUAGUCGACCGUCUGGCGCUUCAACGCAAGCUUGGCACGAUGGACGACCUCGACAUAGCCUCAGAGUGCGCGGAUCACUUUCUGGCUGGCAUCGACACCACAAGUGACACGCUCAUGUACCUCAUUUGGGCACUAUCACGCAAAGAGAAUCGCGUAUUCCAGAAUAAGCUGAGAAAUGAAGUCCUUAACUUAUCCCCGGACUCCCUCAAUGAGCACGGGUUGCCAAGCGCCGAGGCGAGCGACAAAUGCCAGUACCUCAACGCCAUCAUCAAAGAGACUCUGAGAUUGUACGCUCCUUUACCCGCUUCUGAGCCUCGAUCACUAGACACCGAGUCAGAUAUCGACGGCUACAAGAUUCCGGCGCAUGUCACCGUCAGCAUGUCGCCCUAUAGUCUUCACCGCAACCCGGAAGUAUUUGAACAGCCUCUGAGAUUCAAUCCCGAUCGAUGGCUUGGACCUAAAGCGGCAGAGAUGAACCGCUGGUUUUGGGCUUUCUCCAGCGGCGGCCGGAUGUGUAUCGGCUUGCAUCUCGCAAUGGCCGAAAUGACGACCUUAGUAGCUGCAAUAUACCGCACGUACACGACCUCGGUUUCCCCCGAAUUCAACGAUUUCAGUCCUGGAAUUACGUCUCGGUUUGAAUUGUUCUUUGACGACCAGUUCACCAAAGUCAUGGUACGAUCACGAGCUUCCUGA
Molecule: messenger RNA, 822 nt
Organism: Colletotrichum siamense
Lineage: Eukaryota; Fungi; Ascomycota; Sordariomycetes; Glomerellales; Glomerellaceae
Gene: aflV-0
Product: Cytochrome P450 monooxygenase aflV
Exons: 4
Coding region: 1-822 (273 amino acids)
Molecular function (GO): monooxygenase activity; iron ion binding; oxidoreductase activity, acting on paired donors, with incorporation or reduction of molecular oxygen
Source: RefSeq, a predicted model, not a curated record